AGAUCGGAGUCAGAAAAUUGCACGGAAGAAUUAGAAACAACUAGCCCGGUGUUGGUUCAACGUAAAAUUGAAGUACGUGGAGGUAAUUACUGCGGUAAUACUUCAAACGAAACAGUGCAUCUCAAAAAGUUUGAAGAAAAAAUGAACCAUCAUUUAUCAAUAGUUAGUCAGGUGCGUAAGCCACUAAUUAAAUUUAUUGGUGCUCGACUUCCACGACCUCACUAUGAUCGGUCAGCUCUACCAUCAUCGGUAUAUGAAUCGAAAUCUUCAUCAGCGUCUGAAAUGCCGUUUUCUUCGUUGAACAUGUCACCAUCGGUUGUAAAAACUAAAGCGCAACGAAGACAAUUGAUAGAGGAUUGGCAACUACCUGUUUCUCUUCGUCGUAAACAAAUAUCCGAGGAAGAGUGUUAUGCUAUAAAUGUAGGUUUAUUUUAUAGACUGGAAAUGCUUGUUGUUAGCAAUAUCCGACGGUACCGUAUGUUGGGGACUGAAGGUAGCAUUUACAAGGCACUUUACUGCAGUACGUCCGCAACACAGCUCGAUUUGCCAAAACCGAGCCCAACAAGUAAACUUGCAGCAUUCAGGAAGGGCACAGGUGGUCGAUGCAGUUUCUCCGGGAAUGUAGUAACUGUAUUUGGUUGCACUGGAUUAUUGGGGAAGUUAUUGAUAAAUCGACUUGCCAAAGAAGGCCAUCAAAUUAUUUUACCCAGUCGACAGGAUCCUUAUUACACCCGGCACCUAAGAGUACACGGAGAACUUGGUCAAGUAUUGCUAUUACCAUUUCAACUAAAAGAUGAGGAAAGUAUCAGACAAGCCAUUAGAUACAGCAACGUAGUUGUAAAUUUAAUCGGUACAAGAUGCGAAACGAAAAACUAUUCAUUUGAAGCUACUCAUGUUGAAGGAGCACGACGAAUUGCUCGGAUUGCUAAAGAAAUGGGAAUUCAAAAAUUCAUUCACAUGUCGGCAAUGAAUGCCUCUAAAGAUACUCCACCGACACUGUUCAAUAAGCCAUCACAAUUUCUUCUUACCAAAGGACUUGGCGAGGAAGUCGUUCGUGAAGAAUUCCCGAACGCUACCAUCAUAAGACCAUCAGUGAUGUAUGGAGGAAACUACGAUGCAUUCAUUAAUUAUUUUCUGGCACUUCAGCGCAUCCCACACAGAAGUGUGAUUUACGUGUACAAGAAGGGAGAGCACACAUACAAAAUGCCCAUUUGGGUAGGUGAUGUGUCAAAAGGUGUUGAAAAAACUAUCGUAGAUCCACAUGCUAUUGGCAAAACAUACGAAUUCGUUGGGCCUCAUUGUUAUAAACUCUCUGAAUUAAUUGACUAUAUGUAUGAUCGGGCUCAUCUGUCAUCACGUUUCCCUCACCGACAUUAUCGCCGUCGAAAUCUAAAUUACUUAUACAGGGCGUAUGUAGCAGCUGUUGAGUUACCCUUCAAGUUCUUUCGCAACCCUCCACCACUAAGUUUAGAAUGGAUUCGAGUAGUUGAAUGUACAAGUGAUGUACUUACUGGAUGUCCAACGUUGGAGGAUCUUGGGAUUACUCGGCUUGUUGAAUUCGAGUUAACAGGUGGAAAGCAUGCAUACUUUUGUGUGAACCAUUAUAAUGAGGCAAAGGUCACGGAGUCAUAUCCAUUACCGCUUCGAUCUCCUCCUUUAUAUGCAAAUGUAAAACCAACUGAUGAAAUUGUGACAGAAUCGAAACCGUUUAUUGUGAGGACUGUGUAA
Molecule: messenger RNA, 1728 nt
Organism: Cercopithifilaria johnstoni
Lineage: Eukaryota; Metazoa; Nematoda; Chromadorea; Rhabditida; Onchocercidae
Source: the annotation of a GenBank genome assembly